AUGACGAUGAAGAGAUACUUCACUUCGCUGGCGAGGAAGAUCCAUCCGCCGCUGCCAAAGACUUCCCGCGAGUCGCAGCAGCUGCUCAACCUGCUCACCUCGUCCUUCCGGCGGCAUCUCGACAGCAAGCACCCGCCCGUCAGUUCGCUAAACACCACCACCACCACCACCACCACCAGCACUACGCCAGAUGAGGCCAGCAAGGGCGGCAGCAAAAUCGGGACGCAGCCGACGGCUACGGAGAAACAUCUAAGCUCGAUCCUGGAGCAUCCCCUGUUCAAUACGAUGCCGUCGACGCUGGGUGCUCGCGAUAUACGGAACGGCAAGCAGAUACAAGAUGACCCGCUGGGAGCACUGGACGAUGCCAUGGCCUUCGGAAGAGCAGACAGCCAGCUGCUGCAUGACUGUCUCAAGGCCCACAGGUCGUCUCUGCGCAGCCUGUCUGGUGAAGAAGGGCGUAGGGCUAUGAAGAAGUCCGGAUGCGGUCCACGCAUUCUCGCCUGGUUCCUGGCGGCAGAUACCGAGUCCAAGAAGCGGUUCUUUGGCAACAGACACACCAUGGCGCUGGCCAUGCCCUAUCUGGCCGCUGAGGGUCGCCAUCGUGCCGUGCUGGACUGGCUGCAGCUUGCCAGGGCCUACCGCCCGGCCCACAGGCAACCCAAACACGCCGACGACGGGAGCUUCCUCGAGUUCAACAUCAUGUACGAGUACGCUGCAGCUGAAGUCAAGUACGGCAGAGGCGGCAUCAACGAUGCGCUUGGUUUCUUUAUUCGAGCUUCAGACGCCUCCUGGAGAUGCGAGAUAGCUGAGCCAGGCAGCCAGGCAGUGCCUACAUACCCUUUCCGUCCCACGGCGUACUACCUUGCCCAGUGGAUAUCAGCUCCAGAGCAUGCCACAGCUGUAGAAAAGAUCCGGCCAGAGCUGUUCAACGCUUUCUACUCCCUUUGUCUCUUACUUCCAAACCGGCUCUGGGCCGCCUUCUUGCCCGUCUAUCACCCGACUGAGCCUAGUGUCAGGUCCGCACUCGAAUACAUACGACGCUAUAAAAGGUCAGAUCGCGAUAAUAUCGAACGCUUGCUCCAUCUUUCUUUCCGGCUAGCUUCGUUGUGCCUAGAACAGAAAAGCUACGCUGCAGCCUCGGAGGUUAUCAGCUUCACUAAGGGCCUCUUACCGGAUGAGACGGCACCUCAGGCUACUUUUACAGAAAAACAGCAGCAGCAGCAGCAACAACUACAGCAACAACAACAAAGUGACCAAGUUAUUUCAGCGAGUGACCUUGUUUCCAAGUUAUCCUUUACAUGA
This is a messenger RNA of Nannizzia gypsea CBS 118893, 1302 nucleotides long. RefSeq lists its product as hypothetical. NCBI's taxonomy places the organism in Eukaryota, Fungi, Ascomycota, Eurotiomycetes, Onygenales, Arthrodermataceae. Bases 1 to 1302 code for a protein of 433 amino acids. The record is from RefSeq and is a predicted model, not a curated record. The transcript has a single exon.